Molecule: messenger RNA, 2064 nt
Organism: Histoplasma mississippiense
Lineage: Eukaryota; Fungi; Ascomycota; Eurotiomycetes; Onygenales; Ajellomycetaceae
Product: dipeptidyl-peptidase V precursor
Exons: 7
Coding region: 1-2064 (687 amino acids)
Biological process (GO): proteolysis
Molecular function (GO): serine-type endopeptidase activity
Source: RefSeq, a predicted model, not a curated record
AUGGCUAUUUUAUCAUGGCUCUCCGCCGUGGCGCUGGUGACAUCGGCUGUUGCGAUGUCUCCCGAGCAAUUCAUCUCUGCCCCUCGACGAGGCGAAGCGAUCCCGAACCCAUCAGGACAUGUUUCGGAGAUCUUUUGGGCUAGGGGGAGGAGGAUUCCCAAGUUCCUUAUAUCAAUAGCACUAGCUCAGAUGUGCCAGGUGGAGUUGACCUAUUGGGCUUCCGAUGUUAGACAUUUUGGAAAAAGGUUGCCUCAUUCAAUGGGCCCCCUUCAAGAUUUCAAGGCUGUAAGGACCAAAUCAGGCGACGUUAAUUUCGUAGCCUCUGGUAGAUCGACAAGAGAUGGCAAACUUUACAACAAAGAGCAGGCGGAGAAGCGUUAUAGCUCAGCUCGCAUUUAUGACAGCAUCUAUGCUCGCCAUUGGGAUACUUGGCUGACUCCAGAAUUCAAUGCUGUUUUCUCGGGCACGUUAAAAAAAGGAUACGGCAAUGCGUACACCUUCGACGGGGAUCUCCACAACCUUGUGUCUCCCGUAAAGCAUGCUGAAUGUCCUAACCCACCGUUUGGCGGUGCGGGAGACUAUGAUCUGUCGCCUGAUGGAAAGACUGUUGCGUUCAUGAGCAAAGCUCCGGAGCUUCCAAAGGCCAACCUCACCACUAGCUACAUCUUCAUUGUUCCCCACGAUGGCUCUUCCGUUGCUUUUCCCAUAAAUGGACCUAAGAGCGGCGCCGCUGUUAAUGGCAUUGUCGGUGCUUCAUCCAGCCCUGCAUUUUCUCCCGAUAGCAAGAAGAUCGCAUAUCUACAAAUGGAGGAACGCAGCUAUGAGGCUGACCGCAGAACCGUCUACGUUUCCACCUUGGAUGGAAGCAAGAUUAUCAGCCUUGCUAGCAACUGGGAUAGAUCUCCCGAUGCUCUUAAAUGGGCUCCUGAUGGAGAGAGCUUAUAUCUGUCUGUCGAGGAUCGCGCUCGGGGCAGACUAUUCACUCUUCCUGCUAAUGCAAGCGCAAAUUACGUGCCCAAAAAUUUCACAGACCAUGGUAUUGUUAGCGCCUUUCAUUUCCUUAAAGACUCGCCGUCCGUUCUCACCACUACAACUACAAUCUGGUCAAACGCCAUCUACACCAUUGCCUCUCCUGACGAGAAACCCAAAAUUUUAUUCUCUGCAAACGAACAUGAUGCGGAAUUGGCAGGUUUAGGCCCCGAAGAUAUCGAGGAGUUCUACUUCGAUGGGAACUGGACUAAGAUUCAUUCCUGGAUUGUGAAACCUGAAGGCUUCUCUGCAGAUAAGAAAUAUCCCCUCGCUUUUCUUAUCCAUGGUGGGCCUCAAGGGUCGUGGGGAGAUUCAUGGAGUACGAGAUGGAACCCCAAGGUUAUCGCCGAUCAAGGCUACGUUGUAGUGGCUGUCAAUCCCACAGGCAGCACAGGAUUCGGAGACGAGCUUUGUGACCGAAUUCAAAAUGACUGGGGCGGAGCCCCAUACGAAGACCUUGUAAAGGCUUGGGAAUAUGUUCAUGAGAAUUUCGAUUAUAUCGACACCGAUCAUGGCGUUGCCCUCGGAGCAAGCUAUGGAGGAUUUAUGAUUAACUGGAUCCAAGGCAAGCCACUCGGUCGCAAGUUUAAAGCUCUCGUUUCCCAUGAUGGGAGCUUCGUUGCGGCAGCCAAGGUCUCCACCGAAGAACUAUGGUUCAUGGAACAUGAGUUUAACGGCACUUUCUGGGACGCACGGGACAACUACGAACGCUUCGAUCCUUCCGCUCCUGAAAAUAUCCUACAAUUUUCCACCCCAAUGCUCAUCAUACACAGCGAUCUCGACUACCGUCUCCCUGUGGCAGAAGGCAUUUCUCUCUUCAACAUCCUCCAGGAACGGGGAGUCCCUAGUCGCUUCCUCAACUUCCCAGAUGAGAGCCAUUGGGUGGUCAGCCAAGAGAACAGCCUGGUGUGGCAUCAACAAGUUCUUGGCUGGAUUAAUAAGUACUCUGGUAUUGAAGCGAGUAACCCCGAAGCUGUUAAGUUGAGCGACACAGUUGUACCAGUGGUGGAUAUUGAUGCUGGGCCUAAUAAUUAA